Grammomys surdaster is the source of this 3682-nucleotide messenger RNA. RefSeq names its product zinc finger protein 746 (gene Znf746). The record is from RefSeq and is a predicted model, not a curated record. NCBI's taxonomy places the organism in Eukaryota, Metazoa, Chordata, Mammalia, Rodentia, Muridae. Gene Ontology annotation, biological process: regulation of DNA-templated transcription. The transcript has 7 exons. The coding region runs from base 250 to 2193 and encodes 647 amino acids.
CCUCACGGGCCUUCGUCGGCCUGGCCGCGGCGCCGGCUCCCAGGAUGCAGUGUGGAGCGGCCGGGCGCUGACGGCGGCGGUGCGGCUGCGGGCGGAGCGGCAGCAGGCCGGCCUGCGAGGAGCGCGGCGGGGAAGGUAGCGGCGGGCCCGGGCGGCGCUGCCGGCGGAGAGGACCCGGCGGCCGGGCCUGCGUGGGGCCGCGCGCCGCGGCGUCGACUUCCUCCGCGCCGGGCAGGACAGCGCAGGGCCAUGGCCGAGGCGGCCGCGGCUCCGAUUUCUCCAUGGACAAUGGCAGCUACAAUUCAGGCUAUGGAGAGGAAGAUUGAAUCACAGGCUGCUCGACUGCUUUCUCUAGAAGGUCGAACUGGGAUGGCAGAGAAGAAGCUGGCUGACUGUGAGAAGACAGCCGUGGAGUUCAGCAACCAGCUGGAGGGCAAGUGGGCCGUGCUGGGGACCCUGCUGCAGGAGUACGGGCUUCUGCAGCGGCGGCUGGAGAACGUGGAGAACCUGCUGCGCAACCGGAACUUCUGGAUCCUCCGGCUGCCCCCUGGCAGCAAGGGCGAGGUCCCCAAGGAGUGGGGUAAGCUGGAGGACUGGCAGAAGGAGCUCUACAAGCAUGUGAUGAGGGGCAACUACGAGACACUGGUCUCCCUGGACUAUGCCAUCUCCAAACCGGAGGUCCUCUCCCAGAUUGAACAAGGCAAGGAGCCAUGCACCUGGCGUCGCACUGGCCCCAAGGUCCCGGAGGUUCCUGUGGACCCAAGUCCAGGCUCUGGAGCCCCAGUUCCUGCCCCUGACCUCCUGAUGCAAAUCAAGCAAGAAGGAGAGCUCCAGCUGCAGGAGCAGCAGGCUCUGGGUGUGGAAGCCUGGGCAGCCGGACAGCCAGAUAUUGGAGAAGAGCCGUGGGGCCUCAGCCAGCUGGACUCUGGAGCAGGAGACAUCUCCACAGAUGCUACCUCUGGUGUCCAUUCCAACUUUUCAACCACCAUCCCACCCACUUCCUGGCAAGCAGCUCUCCCUCCCCACCACCCCUCUUCAGCAUGCUCAGAUGGGACAUUGAAGCUCAGCACAGCAGCGUCCACAGAAGCAGAUGUAAAAAUUGUUAUCAAAACAGAAGUCCAGGAAGAGGAGGUGGUGGCCACCCCUGUGCAUCCCACCGACCUGGAGGCUCAUGGGACUUUGUUUGCACCAGGCCAAGCCACAAGAUUCUUCCCCAGUCCUGUCCAGGAAGGAGCCUGGGAAAGUCAAGGCAGUUCCUUCCCCAGCCAGGACCCAGUGCUGGGCCUGCGGGAGCCCACUCGGCCAGAGAGGGACAUAGGUGAGCUGAGUCCCGCCAUAGCACAGGAGGAGGCACCUGCUGGGGAUUGGCUCUUUGGCGGAGUCAGGUGGGGCUGGAAUUUCCGGUGUAAACCUCCAGUGGGCCUGAACCCGAGGACAGUGUCCGAGGGGCUCCCUUUCUCAUCUCCGGACAAUGGAGAGGCCAUCUUGGACCCCAGCCAGGCCCCAAGACCCUUCAAUGAUCCCUGCAAAUACCCCGGCCGGACAAAAGGCUUCGGCCACAAACCCGGGCAGAAGAAGCACCCGGCAGCACCACCCGGAGGCCGGCCCUUCACCUGUGCCACUUGCGGAAAGAGCUUCCAGCUGCAGGUGAGCCUGAGUGCACAUCAGCGCAGCUGCGGACUGUCCGACGGGGCGGCCACGGGGGCAGCUUCCACCGCUGCUGGAGGCGGAGGUGGCGGAGGCAGCAGCGGAGGUGGGAGCAGUGCACGGGACAGCAGCGCUCUCAGGUGUGGGGAGUGUGGCCGCUGCUUCACCCGCCCUGCACACCUCAUCCGCCACCGCAUGCUACACACUGGUGAGAGGCCCUUCCCCUGCACCGAGUGCGAGAAGCGCUUCACAGAGCGCUCCAAGCUCAUCGACCACUACCGAACGCACACGGGCGUGCGGCCCUUCACCUGCACAGUGUGUGGGAAGAGCUUCAUCCGCAAGGACCACCUCCGCAAGCACCAGCGCAACCACCCUGCAGUGGCCAAGGCGCCAGCCCACGGGCAGCCGCUCCCACCACUGCCGCCUCCUCCCGACCCCUUCAAGAGCCCCGCAGCCAAAGGACCCAUGGCCUCCACAGACCUUGUGACUGACUGGACUUGUGGCCUAAGUGUCCUGGGACCCAAUGAUGGUGGUGGAGACCUGUGAGGGCCCCAACCUUCCUGUGGCCCCUGCAGGCCACGAAUGUACAGUCCUGAGUGCAGAUAGCAGGAUGGCCUGAAAGCUCAGAAGCAAAAAGGGAGACAUGGCGGAGAACCAAAUUUCCAUGUUGCUGAACUGAUCACUGGAAAGAAGGCCUAUCAGUGCAGCCUCCACCUUGAAGUAGAAUUCCGACUGUGAAACUGAGCACCAUACUAGGAUCUUAAGUAAUUUAAUUACCCAAUUUUUUUUUGUUUUUUUUUUUUCUCUUUAAUUCUUGAGGAAAAAGCUGGAAAAGAGUAGCAACAACUAGUUAAUUUUUGAGGUGUGGCUUUCAGAGGUGUGUGUUCACCUUGUCUUACCAGUGUUGGAAAGAUGGGCAGUGGGAGAAGCAGGCAAGGGCACUCUAAGCCAUGGACCACACAGUCCUAUGGCAGGUUUAGUUCCAGUUCUGUUCAGGGAUGCUGGGGCCUAGACUGACAGCUUCCACUCAGCAGUAAGAACCCUACUAGAAGCAGCCCUUACCUUCUGAGGCCUGACUUUUUCCUGUUUUGAGCCAUCUGUGGUACCUGUCCAAGGUGGUUAACUUCCACUGUAGUAGUGACUCCUGGGCCUGGCUAAGAAGAUCAUAUGGAGCUGUAGUAGUGUUAGAUCUGAAGGAUGUUUAGCCCUUGAUCAUGAAGUCACAGAAAGCCAGGGCCAUUCAUCUUGGGCUAUCUCCAUUACCCAUGAUGCUUCUGUUGGCUGCCCAUUGUGUAGUAUGUUCGUUUUCAAAAUUGUUUCACUGGUUCCACCUCACAUCUCAUUCCACCAUUAGCCAUGACUUUAGAAAGCAGAUAGACAGGCAGUUCUUAGAGAAGAGGAAAUAAAGGGCUCAAAGGGGACACAGCCUCUCUCCAUGAGUACUGUGUGUUCUAGGAGCUGGGAAGAGCAGCAGCUGAUACCCACCCAGUUCUCUAGAACAAUGGUUUAGGGAAGGAACGGUUUUGAGAUCUUGUCCUCUUAAAAGAUUUGACCCACAUGCAUGGAUCGGAUCAUCAAGACAUGCAGAACUCCUGCCUCUGCAGCAAGCUGGCCAGCCCCCAGUCCCGGUGUGUGUGCUUACAUGUCAUUAGACAUGCAGGAGGUAGUCGGAUUGCCAAGUAACCGGGUAAUGGCUCUCAGGCCUGCCUGGAGUAUCUUCACAGUGGAAUUAGAGCUAGGUCCAAGUUUCUGUCAUAACAGUGCUGUCCCCACUACACAUAGCCAUUCCCAUUUUGUUAAAGUAGCCACUGGUCCUCUUGCCCAAAUGGGUAAUGACUCCCUGCAGAGGGCAGAGACCGUGGUGCCCAUUCAGCUCCUUCCUGCAUACUUUUAUUAGAAAUAGAUUAGUUAAAAUUGUUUCUAUGUACUGUAUAUUUUGUACCUGUUUACACUUCUAAUAUUGAUAUAACUGAUAUUUUGAAAAACAAAUUGAACAGAAAACAUUCUGUUAAAAUAAAAUCUAACCAGCACCAAG